Messenger RNA from Penicillium soppii, 1977 nucleotides. RefSeq lists its product as uncharacterized. The record is from RefSeq and is a predicted model, not a curated record. The coding region runs from base 1 to 1977 and encodes 658 amino acids. Gene Ontology annotation, molecular function: mRNA binding. Gene Ontology annotation, biological process: mRNA processing. NCBI's taxonomy places the organism in Eukaryota, Fungi, Ascomycota, Eurotiomycetes, Eurotiales, Aspergillaceae. The transcript has a single exon. Gene Ontology annotation, cellular component: exon-exon junction complex.
AUGGCUCCUCCUCGACGUCAUAUCGGAGCUAGCCGCAGAAAAAGACGUGAGGAAGAUGGCGAAGAUGAGGGUUCAAUGGCUGGAGACCUGGGAGAUGAUUCUUUGAGUGAAGGCUCCGUUGGUAGCAACCAAGAGGACGAGGAUGCGGAUGGCGAAAUCAGCGAAGAAAGCGAGGGCGAGGUUUCUACAAUGGCAAAAAGCGAGCAAAUCAACGGCAAAGGGCAAAAGUUUACAAGGAACAGCUCUGUCUCACCAAAACCAGGGCUAAAGACAACUGUUUCGGACACAGAGGCAAUGUUGAACGGGUUGAAGGUUUCAGACGCUGGCGACGCCGCGGAGAUUCAAUUUGACCAACUCAAAGAACAACGGGAUUCUCAGACCGGCAGAACACCGUCAGCCCCUCCAACCGAACCGAAGCAGAACAACUUGGCAUCCAAAAAGCGCCGCGAGAAUGACAAGUACGUCAAGGAGCGAGAACAAAACCCGGCUUUUGUUCCCACUCGCGGCAGCUUCUUCCUUCACGAUAAACGAUCGACGGAAAAUGGCAAUCGCUCUAGCAAGAGCAAGUCUCGCCCAUAUGGUCUUAUCGUAGACGGAAACGCCAGAAGGUACAGCCAUGACUCGAACGCUGGUGAUUCUAUUGCUAACAUGACUACAAGGUCUUCUAAACCCGAUGCCAGCGGGGGACAAUGGGCACACGACCUGCACGAUACCGUGGCUGGCGCCGAUAGAUCUCCACCAAAGCGCCUUAUACCGUCGGCAAUGCCUAAUCCCGUUUUACCUGUUCCCACCGCACCAAGGUCCUCUCCGCCAAACCGAUCAUUCUCUAGCACAACCUUGGUUGGAAAUGUUCCUGUCGUCGUUUCCUUGCCCGGCAUGGCCAGCCCAAUCCAUUUCUCUGCUGUGCCUAAGAGACUUCACACUCGUCUUCCUCAACACCGACCUCCUCUGCGACGUGACAAACCGGUUCGGAUCUCUCUUCCUAGUCAGCCUCCACGAUACAUAUUCCCUUCGGUGGAGCGCUCAUUCAUAUUUAUUCCUCGCGCCUUGCGGCCGAACCAAGUCUCUCGGGGCCGAGGGGGGCGUGGUGGUGGCUGGUACAGUGGUCGUCGACCCAGCUACUACCCCAACUCCUCGUACACGCCGAGUGUCGUCAGCCGCCGAUCUUCUUUUGGCGUGCCACCCUCUCAGGACGGAUGGCCAUCACCUGCGGGGUCUGUUUACUCCAGACCCACAAUACCCACUGAGCCGAAGCCCGUCGUCCGCCUUCCUCCUCCACCUCGCCCACCUGUCGGGAUCCCACCAUUUGGUCCUGCGAUGGCCAUGCCACUUCCUCACCCAGCUUACCGGGAAAGCCGACCGGCCCCGAUUCCAAUGCAUCAACCUCGUCCUCAAAAGACUGUCUCCGUGGCGGAUAUUGAAAGCCCGGUGACUUUCCCCUUCCCUUUUAAUCCUCCUCAGCCCCAACAAGAACAGCCAUUCCACCAUCAGGUCCCUGUCCCCGUUCCUGUCCAUGGUCCUCUUGAAAAUGAAAUGACUGCCCACGGACCACCCAGUCAACCCUCGGCCACUCCGCUCUCUCAAAUCCCGGAGCGGGCUAUUCAUGCUGCACCUUUCCAACCCUAUACCUAUCAGCAACCUGGGUAUUACCCUCCGAGCUAUCCACCGGGUGGGAUGUACUACCCGAAUUCGGGCCCCGAAUUCACUGGUUACAAUGGACCCGUGGGACCUGGAGCGUCAGUCCCAAACUUCCCGGGACAGCAAGCCAUGCCCUACACAGCUGGCGACCGGACAUCUCAGCCAGGCACUGUUGCCCAUGAAUCUGGAGGCACUGUCUAUUUCUAUGAUGCCAACAAUAUGUAUGGAGGUCCAGGGUCAGGAUCAGGUCCUGGAGGUGUAGUUGGGAUGGGUGGAAUGAUGACACCGCCAGGUACCACCUUCUACUACCAACAGCCGGCUCAGUACUAUUCGCAGUAA